Messenger RNA from Cherax quadricarinatus, 1726 nucleotides. The record is from RefSeq and is a predicted model, not a curated record. Lineage: Eukaryota; Metazoa; Arthropoda; Malacostraca; Decapoda; Parastacidae.
AUGGAUGAUGAUGAUGAAGAGACCAACCUAUGUACAGUAGUGAGAACACUCUCUCUCCCCGUUAUAGCUCAGGCGGUUGUAAUAGACAUAAGAGGGGAAUCUCCUACAGUGCGUGGACUCACACUUCAGGUGGAUAAUCCGGACUUCACCUUCAGAGCUGGGCAAUGGGUAGAUAUGUUCAUCCCGGGCAUGGAAACGGUGGGAGGUUUCUCCAUGUACUCAAGCCCAAUGUUAUUGUCUGAGACCGGAACCUUGCAGCUUGGUGUCAAGUUCUCCAGGUGGCCGCCUGCUUACUGGGUACACAAACAGUGUAAAAUACAAAGCAAAGUUGCGAUUCGUGCUGGGGGAGACUUUUAUUAUUCACCUGAGGUUGGUGAGGCUUCAUAUGACCUGCUGCUGGUGGGUGGAGGUGUUGGUAUCAAUCCUCUUGCAUCAAUGUUCCUCCAUGCCAACACCUUGCACCAGAUUCAUAAAAAGAAUCCGGAAAAAUAUCGUCCUGGAAAAAUUCUUCUGUUGUAUUCAGCCAAGACAUACGAAGAAUUACUCUAUAAAACCUUAUUAGACAAUAUCUCGUCAAGUACUCCAGAGACUGCGGUGCAAUACUUCACAAGAGAACAACCUGCCUCUGCCUCAUCUCCUGUUAAGUACGGCCGCAUAACACAAGAGGUUCUGAAGUCUGCCAUUGACUCCUUGGAUACAUCAUCACUGAAAACCUUCAUCUGUGGUCCACCACCUAUGAUUGAGAACAUAAACCAACAUCUUUUAUCAUGUGGUUUAUUGCAAAAUCAAAUCUUUUAUGAAAAAUGGUGGUAAAUUGUUUGAUGUGGUUGUUUAUAAAAACUUGAGUACAAUAUUGUUUUAGAAUAUGCCGUAAAUGACGAAAUUAAUUACCAUAACGUUUACUAAUGUACACACACUAAGGAAAGAAAUUGUAUCUCGAGUACUGUACAUUUCAGUUCAGUUUUUGUUAACUUUUUUCACCAAAAUAUAGUAUUCAUUUAACAAUAAUGAUCAUAAGGAAGUUAUUUUCUUUAAUAUUAAAAUUAAGGAGUUUGAUGAUUGUGUAGCUCAGGAAUUUUUAUAAUACCGUAUUACUUAAUUUAUUGUGAAAAUUAAAAAAUUUUCAUUUUUUUUUUUUACCUUUAAAAAUAGUAUCCAAUUUAAACAUUGAUUUUGUUCCUCAGGGAUACCCAGACAUCUUAUGCAGCUGUGUAUUUUAUACCAAUCACUUAAAUGUACAAUGCUAAUGUACACUAUUAAUUUAUAUAGUAUAUAAGAAAGCAUUGAUCCCAUAAUGUCUAUACAGCCUCUCCUUACUUAAUGACGAAGUUCUGCUCCUAAGACCACGUCAGUAAACGAAUUCGUUGCUAAGUGAGGAGCAUACUAUAAUGGUGGUGGGUUUAUGCCAGCCAGUCUUUGAUAUUGUUUUCAUGUCACCUUUGCACCAUUUAUAACAUUUCUGGAUAUUUUUAAAUGUUUUUACAGUAGUGUACUGUAUAUUGAAAUAAACAAAAUAGAGGAAAUCAGCUCUAACAUACAUUAUUUAGGUAUAAAUACUGGUCAGAGAGCCCAUCGUAAGUCCGAGGCAUCGGUAAACAAGUACUUUGCUAAAUGAGGAGAGGCUGUAUUAUUAUUAUUAUUAUUAUUAUUAUUAUUAUAUUUUUGGGCCACCCUACCGUGGUGGGAAAUGGCUGAUGUUUUAAUAAUAAAUAUUGAUAGCGAUGAA